CGGGCUUUCUGUCUCCAUCCGUGCCAUAAUCCAGGUCAGCGAGUAGAAACAACAGUGAGCUGCACUAAUGGUGCUGACUCUGCUCAUGUCUCUCCCUCCAAAGUAAAACACAGCCUCGCCCCGUUCCACCCCUUGACCCGCAGAGGAGCAGCUGAUGGCAAGGGCAGAGCUCGGAGAGGAGGAACCGAGAGCUCGGAGAGGAGGAACCGGGAUUGGACUCUGUUCCCGAGGGCAGGCUGGGUUUGUUCCGGUGCAGAGAUUGUCCUUCCUUACUCAAAGGGAGCAGAGGGGAGCCUCUUGCAGAUUUAAUUUUGCCAGGCAGGAGGAGGCUUGACAUUGCAGUCCAUCUUAACAGCUGCUGGUGCCAAAAGGAACCCCAGAACAGAGACUGAGGAGUUACCUGAAAGACUUCUGCAGCAGUGGGACCCCCUACCAGAGAAAACCAGGCACGCUGGAAUCACCUGCUGAGAGAAAAUGUUUGCAGCCUAUUUUGAUUGCCCAGGAGGCCCAGAAAAUCUCUGUAUGAAAGAAGUGAUGAAACCAAAUCCAGGAGAAGGAGAAGUUCUUGUGAAGGUCUCUGCCAGUGCUCUGAAUAGGGCAGAUUUACUUCAGAGGAGAGGGAAGUACCCUCCCCCCGAAGGAGCAAGUGAUAUUUUAGGCUUAGAAGCAGCUGGCAGUGUGGCUGGGCUGGGCCCUGGCUGCAGGGGCUCUUGGAAGGUCGGCGAUGCAGUGAUGGCUCUGCUCUCCGGAGGAGGCCAAGCACAGUACGUUGCAGUUCCUGAGGGCCACCUGAUGCCAAUCCCUAAAGAUAUGACUUUUAUCCAGGCUGCAGCCAUUCCCGAAGCCUGGUUAACAGCAUUUCAGCUGCUGCAUUUUGUAGGUAAAGUACAGGAGGGUGAGACAGUGCUGAUCCAUGCUGGAGCCAGUGGAGUUGGCAUGGCAGCCAUUCAGCUGGUGAGACUGGCAAAAGCAAUUCCCAUCGUGACAGCAGGAACUCAAGAGAAACUGAAAGCAACAGCAAACGCUGGAGCAGCUGCAGGGUUCAACUACAAGAGUGAAGAUUUUAGUGAAAAAGUCCUGGAGUUCACCCAAGGUUCUGGAGUGGAUAUUAUUUUAGACUGUGUUGGUGGCUCAUACUGGGAGAAGAAUCUCAACUGUCUGGGUACUGAUGGUCGGUGGAUUAUUUAUGGACUACUGAGCGGAGGUGAAGUCCAUGGGGAUUUGCUGGCAAGGCUGCUUUACAAAAGAGCCAGCAUCCACACGAGUCUAUUACGGUCACGAGACAAGGAGUACAAGGAGCGGCUGGUGAGAGCCUUCACAGAGGAUGCGCUGCCCCAUUUUUCCGGAGGGGCUUCCCCGCGUCUCCAGCCGCUCGUGGACAGCGUCUACCCCCUGCACAAGAUCGCAGAGGCACACAGGGUCAUGGAGGAGAACAGGAACAUCGGCAAAAUCGUCAUCGAAGUGCCCGUUUGCUUCAAGAAAGGGCCGCUGCUGUAGCUGUGCUGGGUGCCAGGGUCACUGCGGGGCUUGGACUGCAGAGACCGCUUAUUGUGGGCGGUGAAGAAGGGCAGAGGAUUACGGGAGGCGUUUAUUGAAAAGGUGGCGAGGAGGGGCAAAGGAUUUCGGGAGGCGUUUAUUAAAAACAGGUCCGUGUUGCAGCUCUGUGG
Myiozetetes cayanensis is the source of this 1667-nucleotide messenger RNA. RefSeq names its product tumor protein p53 inducible protein 3 (gene TP53I3). The transcript has 7 exons. Gene Ontology annotation, molecular function: quinone binding; quinone reductase (NADPH) activity; NADPH binding. The coding region runs from base 475 to 1497 and encodes 340 amino acids. The record is from RefSeq and is a predicted model, not a curated record. Lineage: Eukaryota; Metazoa; Chordata; Aves; Passeriformes; Tyrannidae.